Messenger RNA from Lasiosphaeria miniovina, 1365 nucleotides. RefSeq lists its product as uncharacterized. The record is from RefSeq and is a predicted model, not a curated record. The coding region runs from base 1 to 1365 and encodes 454 amino acids. The transcript is spliced from 3 exons. NCBI's taxonomy places the organism in Eukaryota, Fungi, Ascomycota, Sordariomycetes, Sordariales, Lasiosphaeriaceae.
AUGGCCUCGUCCAAGGAAAUGCAACAAGCCUCGCGGCCGCUCACCCACCGGCCGUCCAUGUCUUCCAAUUCUAUACUAGGCGGCUUGUCCGUCGGGCGACAAUCGCACUCACGCACUAACUCGUAUUCCGUCGCCGCCGGGUCUCUCAAUGGCACCCACCGCGUCACCCGUCGCAAGAGCAUGACAAGCUCGGGUACCAAUGUUGCAGCUGUUGCUGCAGCCCUCACCGAAGCAGGCGACAAGGCCAUGGCGCUUCCCAUCACCGGAAGCUCCCGCCGGAACACCAUGUCCAGGAACGGCCUGUCACGACCGGCUAUUGUUGGCAGCCUCCCAUCCCCGCCGGCGAGUCUCCCCAUGCACAAGUUCGUCAUGGCGGAUGGGGCCGUCAAUAUGCAGGACAGCGCUAUCGAUGACGAACUCAAUGACAUGUCGGGGGACGAGGGAGAUUCAACCCUCGAGAGUGCGCGUUUGAGGAGAGCUAGCGAUGGCCAACCACUCGGCAAGGAAGGCCGGAAGAGCAACCGGCCAGAACUUCGCUGCGAGAAGUGCGGGAAGGGAUACAAGCAUAGCAGUUGCUUGACCAAGCAUUUGUGGGAGCAUACUCCCGAAUGGUCUUACACCUCCAAGCUCCUGAUUUCGAAGCACCAGCAAGUGCAGCUUCUGGAGGCGGCCUCUGUCUUGGUAGCCAUGAACACUACAACCAGCACUACGCCUCCGGAUUCGACCGGGGAUUUCCACAGCGACCAGGAUUCCGCGUCUCCCGCAGCAUCUGGUUACUCGGAAAACCAGGAUCGCAGUUCGGCUGAUACAACCCCGCCUCCCCAGUCGGAUUUGUUUGGUGUUCCCAACGCAUCUUUCAGAAAUUUUUCUAAGCGGCACAGCAACGGUAGCGGAUUUUCGCGGUCUUACCAGUCUGCGCCGUAUGCAGGGUCUGUUAGCGGCAGCAUUCCCAAUGGCUCUGGCUUUGGUCACUUUCGACAGCUCAGCCAAGACCAAAGGCCCACAUCGUCGGGGAAGAAUGCCACUGGACAGGACGAUCAGGAUCUGGCCGCCGCCGUUGAACUCCUCAGCUGCAGUUUUGGGAGCAAUGCUGGCUCCCGGACUGUGCAUCUCCCAGCUGAUGCACCUCCCGUGCCGCCUCUUCCUGCGCAGUACCUCGAUCAAGCCAUCUUGACGGGCACGAGCUUCAUCAACAGCUUCCCGAGCCAGGCUCCGGAGAGCUUCACGCGUGGCGAGGUGCGCAAGGACGACGUCAGGAUGGAGGAAAGCGGCGAGAGUGUUAUGGACGACGACGACGACUACAUGCGGUCUCGUGCGCGAAGCGACGACGACGACGACGGUGUCUUUGGGCGCAUGGAGGAAUGA